Mytilus trossulus (common blue mussel) is the source of this 2532-nucleotide messenger RNA. RefSeq lists its product as uncharacterized. Gene Ontology annotation, biological process: DNA integration. Bases 238 to 2256 code for a protein of 672 amino acids. The transcript is spliced from 9 exons. Gene Ontology annotation, molecular function: nucleic acid binding. The record is from RefSeq and is a predicted model, not a curated record. NCBI's taxonomy places the organism in Eukaryota, Metazoa, Mollusca, Bivalvia, Mytilida, Mytilidae.
AUGGGGACGCUAAAGUGCGAUGGUCACGCUAAAGUGCGAUGGUCUACGCUAAAGUGCGAUGGUAAGAUACGCUAAAGUACGAUGGUAUGUCAUAUAAAGUAGAACACGCUAAAGUCCGAUGCCUCAAUACGCUAAAGUGCGUUUUUCCGCGAAAGUGCAUUUGUUCGCGAAAGUAUUGACGUUCGGAACGUUAACUAUUAUUAUGACGUUAUAAGCCGUUUAUACAAACAAACAAAAAUGGAAGUGCCGCUGCCGUUAAACUUAAAUAUGUGUCCAAAUGAAGGAUUUAUUCUUGACAAAAAAAGAAAGAAAAGAGAAACAAAUGAUCCGAAUCCGGAACACUUUUGGUCGGUUUUAGAAGAGGUAAAUUUAAUUUGUAAAAAGAAAUUUGAUGAAAACAGCUGGGGUGCUAAAAAAAUAAAAGAUCAACUAAGUUUACAAAUGAGUGAGACAAGUGUAAGAAAAUAUUUGGCCAACUUUCUUUAUGAUGAUGAUACCUGUGCAUUGUACCACAGAAGUACUAAGAUUGGAGACAAUCACAGAAGAGUUUUAUCAAAAGAACAAAUGAUAGCUGAAAUUAAUGCCAACCAUAAAAUUGAUCACCGUAAAAGUGACGCGGUAUAUGAAACACUUAGAAAGACCUAUUUUCCCGUAGUUCGGGAAAAUACAAGAUUACUGUUCAAGCAACAUAUAAAAUGUUCCCAAUGCCUAGCAGCAGUAGAUCUACCAAAAACACAAAUAACCAGAAGACCUAUACCGGCUACCUAUUCAAAUAGUAGGUGGCAAAUGGAUCUGAAGAAAAUGCCCCCAUGCAAAGGUUACAAUUAUAUAUGCAACAUAGUUGACUGUUACAGCCGCUUUGCCUUUGGUGGACAUCUUAAACAGAAGACGGCAAAAGAAGUGUCGGAAUUGCUUUUGAAAUUCAUCUACAUAUUUGGCCCACCUCGGAUUCUCCAGACUGAUAACGGCAAAGAAUUUAAUAAUGCUGAUCUUUGUGCAGUAAUUGAUGAGUUUAAGACAAGAAAAAUUAAUGGUCGUCCGUACCAUCCCCAAUCACAAGGACGUGUAGAAAGAUUUAACAGGACUGUAGUCGCAUACUUUAGAGCCCAAUUUGUUGAUACUAGAGAUUGGCCAAGUUUACUAGGAGAAUUUUAUUAUAAAUACAACAACAGAGUCAACAAAUCCACUAGACCCAUGACACCCCACCAAAGAUUUUUUAAGAGGCCAAAUUUUUCAAUGGCAUUAGAAGAACAGGUUGCAAAGUGUAAUUUGACUAAAGAGGAAAAAGAAUUUCUAGAAAUGGCUCACUUGGAUGUUGAAGAAGAUGAUGACGACAACAAUAACUUGGCCUUAAAUGAAAACUUAAAAUCAGUGAAAAUUAAUGAAAUUACAGAUACAGAAGAGGGUCAUAUUAAUCAGAAAGAUAAUGAAGUUCAGCAGUCUGAGAUGCUACAUCAUACCAUAACUACGGACUAUGCAACAAUUGGUGCAUCAAAUACAAAUUUUGAGAUUAACAGUAAAGAUGUGGUUAAUAAAGCAUCAGAGAAUAAAGCUGGAGAAAUUACCAGAAUGGAUGCAGAAAAUGAUUACCAGGAAUUUGUUGAAGCGAUGUGGCACACAAAAAUUACCAACAGGAUCAAAGAAAGUGAAUUAGCAAUAUCUGCAAAUGCAACUAUAACUAGUAAUGAGUCCGUAAAUGGCGUAGAACAUGUUGAGGUCAAUAAUACUGUACAGACUUACGAUAGAUUGAACGAAAUGAUACCAUCACAACAGCAACUCCAAAUGUCUCAACCACUGCAAGAUAUCACAAAUUCUCAAAUGAUACGCAAUACAAGUUUACAUCAAUCAGAAGUUAGCCCAUAUUAUAAAGACUUAUAUGCAAGAAAAUUUAUACAACGUACUGAUUCUGGUAUAGCAGGCCUGAAACGCCGUCAUUUGGAAACAGAAAUUUAUAUGUCUCAGAAUCGUGAAGAAUGGGACAGUAGCUUGUAUCCGGAGGAGUUGUUUCCUAAAAAAGUAUCCAAACUUACAGAAAUGCAAACUUUUCAUCCCGCAGUUAAUGCAGUUAUAGACUUUAAACCAAAUUCAGCUUUGUCCGCGGGUACAAACGUUUUUCUGUCCGGGUAUUGGAAGAAAGGACUUGUUAUGAAUAUUGAAAAUGAUGACAGUAAAGGGAAGGUGUAUACCAUAAAGGAGCUUGAAAAUGGCAAAAUUCACCAAGUUUCAAAAUAUUUGAUUCGUCCGAAUUUGAUUUAGAUAUCUAUUUUAUGAAUUCCAUGUCAUUUUAAAAGUUGUGCCAAAUAAAGUCUACUUUUCACUUUUAAAUUAAUUAAUUAUAUUUUAUUAAAUAGAGAUUGAAAAAAGAUUGAUAUGAGUGCCAAUGAGAUAACUUUACAUCAAAGUCACAGGUUUUAAAUGUAAAAGUACAUUUGUUUAAUAUAUUGAUUUUCGCCAACAAGACAGUAACUUAUCAACACAACUUGUAACAUCAUAUUUUGAUUGACAAUGAGACAAUUACGGGAAAUAAAUAAA